This is a messenger RNA of Sinocyclocheilus grahami, 1303 nucleotides long. RefSeq names its product RNA-binding protein 38-like. Gene Ontology annotation, biological process: regulation of RNA splicing. NCBI's taxonomy places the organism in Eukaryota, Metazoa, Chordata, Actinopteri, Cypriniformes, Cyprinidae. Gene Ontology annotation, molecular function: mRNA 3'-UTR binding. The transcript has 3 exons. Bases 284 to 712 code for a protein of 142 amino acids. The record is from RefSeq and is a predicted model, not a curated record. Gene Ontology annotation, cellular component: cytosol; nucleus.
GGGUGUGUGAGAGGAGCAUCGCGCUGGAUGUGGAGCAGGAAGGUGUGAGUGCUCUGUAGCCCACAGAGAGAGCCUCACCUGCCGCCGGGGUCUCUCCGAUCAUGGACUAGUUUGGCACAUGACGGAGAGCAACGGGAGCCACGAGCCAAAGGACUGCCGUUAUCUACCUCGCUGCUUUCGCAACCGCUGGAGAGUAGCUUAAGAGUCGGUCGUUAUUUAUGUUUAUUUACAUGUAUUUAUAACGCGCGCGCUACCGUUACAUUGCACUGCAUCUGGCGCCCCGAUGCUUUUACAUCAGUUCGUGAAUGGGACGCUGGAAGCGAUGUAUCCCAGCGUUCAGAAAGACACGACUUUCACCAAGAUCUUCGUGGGCGGCUUGCCGUACCACACCACGGACGCGUCGCUGCGGACUCACUUCCAGACCUUCGGCCGCAUCGGCGAAGCCGUGGUGAUAGCGGACCGCCACACGGGCAAAUCCAGAGGAUACGGCUUUGUCACUAUGAUAGAUAAAAGUGCAGCUGAGAGAGCUUGUAAAGAUCCCAACCCUAUUAUUGAUGGACGCAAAGCUAAUGUCAACCUGGCGUACCUCGGGGCCAAACCACGCAGCCCACUGACAGACUCAGCCAGCCGUAUGUUUACCCUCAGGCCUACCUGCAGCCUAGUGUGGUUCUGCCCGCACAGGUCACCUCCAGCGCCACGACCCCUUACCUAGACUUCAGCACUGCCUACACUCAGUACGCCUCCUCGGCCUUCGAGCAGUAUCCCUACGCCUCCUCGCCAGGCUUCCUGAGCUACAUGUACCCUCCAGGCACCCCCGGGCCCUCCUCCGCCACAAACACCCCGGUCCCCACAGCCCUCCCCUCCAUCGGAGGAGCCCCCAGCACAGCCUUCAUCCAGAUCCCUGCUCAUCAGCUCCACGCCGACCGCCUGUAGAUCAGGCCACAGGGACCCACCGGGUUUGCUGAUAUUGCACUAGAACAUCAUCAUUUUGGGACAGGGAACUGUGACAUCAUCAGCCUGAGACUGGGGGCGAAUACAAAAGGGCUUCAAGUUAUUCUGCUUUUCAUCAACCCUAAGUUUAUGGACUUUUACUCUGACUGGUUACUCUUUAUAAUUAAUAAUGAUAUAUUAUUGGUAGAAGAUUGUUGAAUAACCAAUAUUAGAUGAAUAAAUGGCAGAUUGCAGGGUUGUAAUGCAGACGGAUCCAACGAAUGAGAAGAAGCGAGAGGUUAUACACACACAACCGUUCAAAAGUUUGGGGUCGGUACGAUCUUCUAAUGUUUUUGAAAGAUGUCUCUUAUGC